ACUUUGAUUAAAUCAAACUUCGCCGCCGCGAGCAUGAGCGGUUACCGCCUCCACCGUGCCCUCUGCGCCAAACCCGAACUCGAAGUCGUCGAAGAAGAAAGCGAACAGCGCUCACAAGAUGCGCCUGGCAUUCACCGUCGCCACAUUAGCCGCCGCAGCGGCUAUCGUCUCCGUCUUCUUCGCCGCGCGAAGGCGCAAGCAGCACAAGUUCGCUUCGAGUUCGUGCUAUUUGCAUUCCGAACAGAAACCACAGUGUGCUUUCAAGCGCGUUGUAGCGGAUAACUCCUAUGCUCCGUUCAAGCACCUCAGCAAUGACGAGAAUGCUUCGAACUCGCAUCCGUUCGAGGCAGAGAUUACGGCAUUGUUGAAAAAUCCUCAGCCUGAAAUUGAUCUUGGAACUGAGAUGGUGGACUUGGAAAUGAAGGAUUCAUAUGUUUGGGUUCAUACCGAGAUGCAGUUAAAGGAACUGGUUGAUGUAUUGAGCGAAGAGAGAUUCUUUGCCGUGGACACGGAGCAACAUAGCUUACGAUCCUUUUUAGGCUUUACAGCAUUGGUUCAGAUUUCUACACAGGAGGAAGAUUAUUUGGUUGACACAAUUGCCCUGCAUGAUUUUAUGGCCAUUCUUCGCCCUGUUUUUGCCAAUCCUUCAAUUUGUAAAGUGUUCCAUGGGGCCGACAAUGAUAUACUGUGGCUACAGAGGGAUUUCCACAUAUACGUUGUUAAUCUAUUUGAUACUUCAAAGGCAUGUGAGGUGCUGUCGAAGCCACAGAAAUCACUUGCUUAUUUACUUGAAACUUACUGCGGUGUGACAACAAAUAAAUUAUUGCAGCGUGAAGACUGGAGACAGCGCCCCCUCUCAGAAGAAAUGGUACAUUAUGCACGAACAGAUGCACACUAUCUGCUGUAUAUUGCAAACUGUCUGAUCAAUGAACUCAAACAACUGGACAUCGAAAACUCCUGUUCUGAAGACAAAUUCCAUUUUGUUCUUGAGGCUAGUCGGCGUUCAAAUAUGAUUUGUUUACAACUUUUCACGAAAGAGAUUGAUGCUUCUCCUGGAGAAUCUUCUGCAUUAUCACUAUUUUCACGUCAAGCGAGCAGUCAUGGCUUUCCAUCAAUUUCAAACGAAACCCAGAUUCAGAUUAUUGUGAGGCAACUCUGCGCAUGGAGAGAUCUGAUGGCUCGUAUUCAUGAUGAGAGUUUAAAAUAUGUACUGUCAGACCAGGCAAUUGUUGCUUUGGCAAGUAAGCCUUCAGCAAGUCACACUGAAAUAUACAAGACCAUAGCUCAGACUGAUAUUAACAUGAAAAUGGGUCUCAGCUCUUUCAUCCCUUCCCCAUCCCCUGUUGUUUGCAGCCACCUGAAUGAUCUCCGUCAUUUGCUUGCAAACAAGUUGGUUAAUGAUGAUAUUUAUUCGAUGAUUCUUCAGAAGUGUCUGGGUCAAAACGGGAGUUGUCCACUUUCUAUUUUUAAUUAUGCUUUGUUGGUGAACAGUAACCUGAGACCUACUUUAGUCCAUAAACAACCUGGCCCAAAAAAUCCUAAACAAUAUUCUAGGAAGGCUUCUCGAGAUUUGUUUGUUCAAAAAUUCUCUUGUAAAUCUCCUGUUUAUCACAAUUGUCGGAUAUAUGCUAAUGAUGGGAGGCUGCUUUGUUAUUGUGAUCAGAGGAAACUUGAAUGGUACCUUAGUCGGGAUCUUGCAAAACUUGUUGACGAGGAACCCCCAGCCAUAAUGCUUCUUUUUGAACCCAAAGGCCGGCCAGAGGACGAAGGCAAUGACUUUUAUAUCCAGAGUAAGAAAAAUAUAUGUGUUGGGUGUGGUGAAGGAAAUCACUACUUACGGUAUCGAAUAAUCCCAUCAUGUUACAGAAUACAUUUCCCUGAGCAUUUGAAAAGCCAUCGAUCUCAUGAUAUUGUCCUACUUUGUGUGGAUUGCCAUGAAGUUGCACAUGCUGCUGCAGAAAAGUACAAGAGAAAAAUAGCUGUUGAAUUUGGGAUUCCUCUCUACCUUCGGAGGGUAGUUCAUCCUGGUCAAGGGGCUGAUGAACAGAUUGAAGAGAGAGGUGUAUCUCCAUUACAGUUACGAACAGCUGCUAUGGCUCUUCUACGCCAUGGACCAAGAAUGCCUGUCAAUCGCCGCGAAGAACUGACUGAGAUUGUAAGGAGAUAUUAUGGAGGAAGGGAUAUAUCUGACGAAGACCUAGAAAGAGCUUUGCAAGUUGGCAUGACUCCUCAUGAGAGAAGACGAUUUGAGAAGAAGAGCGGAUUUUCUUUCAAACAUUCUACGGAGAGUACUGCUACGAUGCCAGAACAAGAUAAUCAUGCUGGUUGCACACGCAGAAUGAGUAAUGUGGACACCUUGAAAGUUGUUGCUCGUGAUGGCUCAUAUGCAAAUGAAGAAACUAGUGAAGUAGAUGGAGAACUUUUGAUGAGAAAAGAUGAUUUUGGAAACUCCACUUUAGCUUCUGAUAUUACAGUUAAUGGAUCUGUCUCUGCAGCUUUGCACGGAAACACGAUCACAGUUGAAACUUCAGAUUAUGAUGAAAACAGUGACACUGCUGUAAAUGUUGAUAAUAGCUGUCUGAGCAGAAGGCAUGCAAAUGGACAUAGCGACUUGUCCUAUCCCCUCAAUGAUGAAAAGUCGACACGUGCUGAACAUAAUUCAAAACUAUCACUCUUGGGACAUGGACCACAUGGUAAACAGGUUGUAGAUCAUUUACUGAAGGAGUAUGGUGAAGAUGGCAUUCGAGAGUUUUGUCAAAGAUGGAGAAAAGUAUUUGUGGACGCUGUAAAUCCACGUUUUCUUCCUGCUGGUUGGGAUGUAAAACACAGGCUUUGAUUUUGGACACUAUUUUUGCCAGUGGAAGAAGGGACUUCGGCGAGUUCAGUGUAUACAAUCCUGACAAAAGAGCAGCUGCUGUUGGUAGAGAGUAACUGUGCAGGAUCUGUUUGAUACUCCACUUCCUCUGACGGCAUAAAAACUAAACACCUUAAUUUCAUUUUUGUUUAUUUUACUAUUGAGAAUUUUCAAGUAUUGUCUUUUUGUAGGUACAAAUAGCUCUCGAUAACAGUUUUGUCAAUGGUUUAAUUAUUCAAACAUAAAAAUACAAGCAUUCUUGUGAAUUUACAAAGCAAGAACGUUGUUGCUUGUGUUUUUCAAUUAUAACCCACGGCAUUGGAUCGCCUUGAGAGUGACCAACCAAAAUCCAGAGCCAAAUUAAAUUUU
Cajanus cajan (pigeon pea) is the source of this 3223-nucleotide messenger RNA. RefSeq names its product Polynucleotidyl transferase, ribonuclease H fold protein with HRDC domain-containing protein. The record is from RefSeq and is a predicted model, not a curated record. Gene Ontology annotation, biological process: nuclear polyadenylation-dependent CUT catabolic process; TRAMP-dependent tRNA surveillance pathway; nuclear polyadenylation-dependent snRNA catabolic process. Gene Ontology annotation, molecular function: nucleotide binding; 3'-5'-RNA exonuclease activity; single-stranded RNA binding. Lineage: Eukaryota; Viridiplantae; Streptophyta; Magnoliopsida; Fabales; Fabaceae. Gene Ontology annotation, cellular component: nucleolus; nuclear exosome (RNase complex).